Messenger RNA from Durio zibethinus, 1428 nucleotides. RefSeq names its product short-chain dehydrogenase TIC 32, chloroplastic-like. The record is from RefSeq and is a predicted model, not a curated record. NCBI's taxonomy places the organism in Eukaryota, Viridiplantae, Streptophyta, Magnoliopsida, Malvales, Malvaceae.
AUACUUCAAGUCUCUGUAUUCUAAAGGAUAAUGCUUUGAUCUGGGGAUUUCUUGCAGUGUGUUAACAUUUCCUUAUUUUAGAGAGGCAAGGGAGUCUGCUACUCUUGCAGUGUAUUUGGAAACAUGUGGCUGUUUAGCAGAAAAGGGUCAUCUGGGUUCUCUUCAUCUUCCACUGCAGAGGAAGUUACACAGGGGAUUGAUGGCUCUGGUCUCACUGCCAUUGUUACAGGAGCAUCCAGCGGUAUUGGCACUGAAACUGCACGUGUUCUUGCUCUGCAUGGUGUUCAUGUAAUUAUGGGGGUCAGAAAUAGGGCUGCUGGUAGAGAUGUUAAAGAAACAAUUGUCAAGGAAAUUCCAUCAGCUAAACUUGAUGCAAUGGAAUUGGACCUCAGUUCAAUGGCAUCUGUGAGGAAAUUUGCUUCAGAUUUCUGCUCCUCAGGUCGCCCACUGAAUCUCCUUAUUAAUAAUGCAGGAAUUAUGGCAACUCCUUUCAUGCUUUCAAAGGAAAACAUAGAGCUACAGUUUGCAACCAACCACAUAGGUCAUUUUCUUUUGACGAAUCUCUUGCUGGACACUAUGAAGAAAACUGCACGUGCAAGUAAAAAAGAAGGAAGAAUUAUAAAUGUCUCUUCAGAAGCUCACCGUUACACAUAUAAGGAAGGAAUUCGUUUUGACAAAAUUAAUGAUGAGUCAGGGUACAGCAGUUUGGCUGCAUAUGGCCAAUCAAAGCUUGCUAAUAUUCUGCAUGCUAAUGAACUAGCAAAACGUCUAAAGGAAGAUGGAGUGGAUAUAACUGCAAAUUCACUUCACCCAGGAACAAUUGCCACCAAUAUUUUCCGCCAUAUGGGUGUUUUUGGUGGCCUUGUUAAUAUCUUUGGUAGGAUUGCACUUAAAAGCGUCCAGCAGGGAGCUGCAACAACAUGCUACGUGGCAUUGCAUCCACAAGUAAAGGGUAGAACUGGUGAAUAUUUCAAGGACAGUAAUAUAGGCCAAGCAAGUGCAUAUGGCAGGGAUAUGGAGUUGGCGAAGAAACUCUGGGAUUUCAGCAUGAAGAUGGUUAAAUGAGCAAACCAGCCGAUACCAGAGCCAAAUUUAUGUACAUUUCUCUCAAGUAAUAUGCUCUUCCCGCCAAGCUGUUUACAAGGAAACUAAUAAUUUUUGCACAAUCUGUUGUAGUUCUGUGAUUACAUUGCUGAUAGCCUGCUAUAGCAUGGUUUGGCAAGGGUCUUCUGAUUCUCCAUCAAUAUUGUAAACUUUAAUAAAGAGUUGAAUGUGGCUUCCAUUAAAUAACAAACAUGAGAUCAAUUAAUUAAGGGGCUUGAACUUGAAGUUCAUUUUACUUGACGAUGCACAUCUAGUAAACUUAAAGCCUAUUUUUUUGGGAUUUUUGAGCAAAGAUUCUGCGAACAGGAAUUGUUCUACCUGCUU